CAGUAUCUGAUGCAUUGCCCUCAGCAUCGAAGGAAACAUCACUAGGUCCUGGUUGUGAAAAAAGUAACCUCCCUGAUUCCUCAGCUCUUAAGUUUAAAAUUGAAUUUUUUUAAUUUUUUUUGCUGCCAGAACUGUUAAACAGUUAAAAUAAGCAGAUGCUGAGUUGCGACAUGGUUACCCCAGAAUUAGACUGUGUUUGUGUACAUGUAUGUUAGUCACCCUUGUAGGCUGGGGGAUUGUGUAAUGAUGAUCACAGAGAUGUUGUGAAACUCAAAGCAGCACUUAUGUUAAGCUCAGGUCCAAUCUAUCAACUCUUGACGUUUAAACGUACGUUCGUGCUAUCUGGUGUCAUGUUCGCCCCCGCCCCCCGCCCCCCCGUUCAUUCAAGUUCAAAUGGGACAUCUGAGUCAAUCGAGGUCACGUUUUGGCUUUUCUUCUCCCUUUUUCUCCUGUCUGCCAAUUUCCGUUUUAAUGAAUUUGUACAUGUACUGCAUCAAUUCUUACCCGUAUCUGCUUUGACUACAACAACAUUGCUGUGGAGACUCUCACACAGCCUGAGAUGCACCCAGGGGCGCACACCCACUUUGGUCUCACCUUGAUUUGCAGGCAGCAGCUUUGGUUUUCAGUGAGGAAUAGGACCAAAGGGAACAGAUCUGUCAUCCUCCCUUUCAUUAGACCUGGAUACAUUCUACUCUUAAUGUCUACAAAGUGGUUUUGAUUAAUCAAGUGCUUUAUCAAACUGUCUCUGCUGACUCGUGACUACUUGCCAAGUCAAAUAAACUUUGAGUGAAGAGCCUUUUUGCACAUGUAUUUUGUGCGUCAUCUGUGUUUUGUAGACAUUUUUUUAUUCACGUCAUACUCUGUACCGGUUCAUUAAGUCAUCAUGUGAGUCGAUGUUAAAGCUGCAGUCUGUAAGAAUUAGUUGCAACUAAAGGGGACAUUUAGGGAACUAGGGUGGCCUUUGCGUACCAGAAAGGAUGUUGUUUUGUUUGUUUUUAUGGUUCAGGCGGUUUUAGAAACGUGGUGGUGCGAGAUGGCGUCCUCUGUUAGGCAAGGCCUUUGCUUAAAGCACAUAUACUGUAAUAGUCUUAUUCUAAGGCUAAGAAACAAAACAAACACUGACACAAACCCUCCCACAUGUUACAUACUGGACCUGAAAAAUUCACACCGAGCACAAGCGAAACACUGACGUCUAUCUGUUUAUAAAUGGAAGGAACAUCUGUCGGUCGUUUAAUCACAUAGCUGUUUUGCUCGACAGGCCUCAAACUUGGCAUGUGACUUACUGCGGGCACCAGUGUCCCGCAGCGCAGUGCCCAAUUUGGUGGUGUUUAGAUGAGAAAUACAAGAGAUAUUGGUUAAAGGAACUCCUUGAACUGGUGCUGCACGAGUUAACUAUUAAACACUAGACUUAGACGAGAAGAAUCUACUUCCGUGUAAAAGGUUUUAGUUGUUUUCUUUUUAAUUCUACACCUACAUAAUCUGCACUCCUCUCAUCCACGCCCUGUGAGGAAGGUCAGCAUUAAAGGAGGUGGUGCCAAGUUCAUCUCUAUCCACUCAUAUCAGCAAGCUGUUGGCACAUGUACAUGAGUGUGUGUGUACACACACACACAAUCCCUCGCUGUCUCUCCACCCAUGGGAAAUCCAGGAAGCCAUGCCAAUUCCAGCAGAUGUUCCUGAAGCACAGGCAUCUUGUAAACACCAUGAAAUGUUGAGGCUAAUGUAGUGGUUGCUGACAGAGGUCCUAACACAGGAUUUGAUUUUACCACCUGCUGCAAACACAUAAUGCAGGCUACAUGCUAAGGCACUAAACUCUUGACAGCGUGACGGUAGUCUGUUCACCGCAGCCCCCAAAUAUAACUGAAGCAUAUUUGUGAAUAUAAAGACUUGUUUAUUUAAAUCGAAGAAACAUAAAAAGGGUUAUUGCUCCAGAUUUGUGUCGCGAGUAGUAAUGAGGGCUCCAAGCUAUGGCCGUGUAACUACACAGUGGUAGAAAUGUCGUAUUAAAGCUUAAAUUAAAGUUUAUUGUCUUAUUGAUUCUGGAUUCAAUGUUUACUGCAUGCGAGAACUAACUGUGGUAACUUUAAAGCGCCGUAUGUUAUUGUAUAUAUUACAUAUUAUGUCAGCAGAGAUUAAGGAAAUGUUAGAUUAAAAUAUUGGUACAGUCAUUUUAGUCACAAUUAAAUGAUUCAUUUACAGCCUGUGUGGUUCCACGUAUAGAUCUGAGUCUCGGUUUUGCAUUUUACAUACAGCCUCUUUAAAUCUCUUUAAAUUUUGGAUAGAUAUAUAUGGAUCCAGAUUUCCGAUCACAUUAACAAUUCAUGUGUGUCUGGCUAUAUUAUUCAGACAUCACCUGUGCUUUUCCUAUCAUUCAUUUUAACUGUCACAUCGAUAUAUUCCAGGUUUACUACAUGUGAAAGCAAACAGCGAUCACCAUUAUUCAACUACAUUUGUUGUCUUGUAAUACACAUUUGGUAAGAACAACUUCAGACAAAUUAAGCGGAUAAAUAGCACAUAAAUAAGAAGGACUAAAACAUCUAAACUUGAUUAAUAAAGACAGAAAUGUUGAGACAUUGGAUGCCUCAGGACACUGCUCCUUAAUGCAGUAUAUUUACUUUUUUUAUAGAUGUUUUUCAUUUUACAUCGAUACAUAAAGGAAAAAAUAUAAAUCACCCAAACAAACAAAGUGUUUGACAGAGGGGGCACAAUCACAGACGCAUAAAAUCACUCAUUUAGAAGACAAACAUAAAGUAUGUGUUUAAUCUUGCCUGUUGAAACGCUCUGUUAAGGGUUGCCAGGUUUGUGCUUUUCAUAGGAUAUUUGAAUGCAUUUUAUUUGCUAAUGUCAGGUUUUAUUCCAUCAGAUUCAGUAAGUUUGAGUAUGUAUUAAAGUAUUUUCAUGCAGAAGAGUUUCUAACAGCAUCCACUAUUUUUCUCCUGUCUUUAAAAGAAAAAUCCCUCCUCAUCAGUCCAUAGAGGGAGCCACUGCAGUCUGUGGCUGAUGAUCGCUCCCUGCGCCCCCGGUGAGAGACAAACCCGGAGCUCAACCUGCCCGGUUCACCGCCCCCAGCAUGUCACACUGUACGAGCCGCAUGUUCAUCACUAGUGCUACUUGCACUCAGACAUCCACUUAAACGUCCACUGUUGCGCAGUUUGCGUGGAUAAAAGCCAGGCUCCGCUCCGCUCCGCGCACACGGCUGGACUGUUUUGGACUGUUUUCUCUGGGCACGUAGGGAGAGUUGGAGAUCCACAGGUAAUUGCACACAGUCGGUUCCUCCGCAUCUCGUAGCAGCGUUUCCGCAGACAUGCUGGGGAUCUGUGUGUGUCUCUGCGCUCUGUUCACGCAUGUCCUCUCUCAGGAGGCUGAGGAACCCGUGUCCUACACUUGCACCGAGGGAUACGAGUAUGACAGAGUCCGAGAGCAGUGCAGAGACAUCGACGAGUGCACUUUGUUAGACGACGCCUGCAAAGGAGGGAUGCAGUGCAUCAACCACUUUGGUGGAUACCUCUGCCUCCCCAAGAGCGCUGUCAUCUACAUCAGUCAGGAAACCGAGCAGGUGCCGCCGCCAGAUUCCGUCCCUGCGGUCCCGCCGAACCAGCCUCAGAUUCCGCCGGUGUUUCCUGGUCCCCCGAGAGUCCCUCAGCCCGGCUGGCCCGCCCGCUGUUCGCCAGGAUUUACUGCAGAUGAGCAAAACCUCUGCAGAGACGUAGAUGAAUGUGCCACAGGUAGACACACAUGUGGCUCUGACCAGACCUGCUACAACACCAGAGGCUCCUACACCUGCCAGUGUCCUCCAGGCUACCAGAGGACCGGAGACCACUGUGUGGACAGAGACGAAUGUGCCAUGACCCACUACUGCAUGCACAGAUGUGUUAACACCCAGGGCUCAUACUACUGUGAGUGCAACGCAGGUCACAAGUUGGCCAGCAACAACCACAGCUGUGUUGAUGUGAACGAGUGCGAUGUGCAGAGUCCCUGUCAGCACCAUUGCUAUAACCUGAUUGGGUCCUUCCUCUGCCAGUGUGACCAGGGCUACGAGUUGGCACAAGACAUGGUCUCUUGCCAAGAUAUUGAUGAAUGCGGCUUCUCCAGCUACAUGUGUCAGUACCAGUGUAUCAACAGCCCAGGAAGUUACUCCUGUGAAUGUCCAGAAGGAUAUCAACUCCAGGGAAACAGGUUUUGUCAAGAUAUAAAUGAAUGCGAAACAGGGACCCAUAACUGCCAAGAUGAUGAAAUGUGCUGGAAUUAUUACGGGGGCUUCCGCUGCUAUACCAGAAACCCCUGUGAGCCGCCUUAUGUCAAAACCUCCGAGAAUCGCUGUAUCUGCCGCUCUCAGACGAGUGCAGAGUGCCAGGGUCUCCCACCGUCAGUUGUCUACAAAUACAUGAGCAUCCAGGCGGAACGCAGCGUGCCAGCGGACAUCUUCCAGAUUCAGGCCACCAACAUCUACGCCAACACACACAACACCUUCAGGAUCAAAGCUGGGAAUGAGGCAGGAGAAUUCUUCCUGCGGCGUUCCAGCAACGUGAGUGCCAUGCUGGUGCUAACUAAGCCUCUAACAGGCCCGAAAGAGUACAUCGUGGACCUGGAGAUGAUCACUCACCAUCUGACCAUGAACUACCGCUCCAGCUCACUGCUGCGGCUCACCAUCAUCGUCGGGCAUUACGCUUUCUGAGCAGCGCAAC
Solea senegalensis (Senegalese sole) is the source of this 4682-nucleotide messenger RNA. RefSeq names its product EGF containing fibulin extracellular matrix protein 1 (gene efemp1). The record is from RefSeq and is a predicted model, not a curated record. Gene Ontology annotation, molecular function: calcium ion binding. The transcript has 11 exons. The coding region runs from base 3302 to 4672 and encodes 456 amino acids. NCBI's taxonomy places the organism in Eukaryota, Metazoa, Chordata, Actinopteri, Pleuronectiformes, Soleidae.